UCCGCAUCUCGGCUCAUUAUUUAAGUCUGGCAGCACUUCCUCCUACAACAACAAGAGGAACCUCCUCCGCGCAUCCUGGGACACCGAAGCCAAGACCUGCACCGACAACAUGUCCGAACAGUCGGCCUUCGACACCAACGUGGUCACCGUGACCCGCUUCGUCAUGGAGGAGGGCAGGAAAGCCAAAGGCACCGGAGAGCUGAGCCGGCUGCUGAACGCGCUGUGCACGGCCGUCAAAGCCAUCUCCAGCGCGGUGCGCAAAGCCGGCAUCGCCCACCUCUACGGUAUCGCGGGCAGCACCAACGUGACGGGUGACCAGGUGAAGAAGUUGGACAUCUUGUCCAACGACCUGGUCAUCAACAUGAUCAAGGCGUCCUUCACCUCCUGCCUGCUGGUGUCGGAGGAGAACGAAAAAGCCAUCGUUGUGGAUCCUGAGACCAGGGGCAAGUACAUCGUAUGUUUCGACCCUCUGGAUGGUUCCUCCAACAUCGACUGUCUGGUAUCCAUCGGAACCAUCUUCGCCAUCUAUAAGAAGGCCACAGACGACGAGCCGCGCGAGAAGGACGCCCUGCAGCCCGGCAGGAACCUGGUGGCGGCGGGCUACGCCCUCUACGGGAGCGCCACCAUGAUGGUGCUCUCCACCGGCCAGGGGGUCAACUGCUUCAUGCUGGACCCGGCCAUUGGUGAAUUCAUCCUGGUGGACCGGGAUGUGAAGAUAAAAAAGCGGGGCAAGAUCUACAGCUUGAAUGAGGGCUACGCCAAACACUUUGAGCCGGCCGUCACCGAGUAUUUGCAGAAGAAGAAGUUUCCUCAGGACGGCACCGAGCCCUAUGGCGCCCGCUACAUCGGAUCCAUGGUGGCCGACGUCCACCGGACACUAAUGUACGGCGGAAUCUUUUUAUAUCCUGGAAAUGCAAAGAACCCGGAAGGAAAGCUGCGUCUGCUCUACGAGGGCAACCCCAUGGCCUUCAUCAUCGAGCAGGCAGGGGGCGCCGCCUCCACGGGCUUCGAGAACAUCCUGGACAUCCAGCCCACCAACAUCCACCAGCGCUCCGCCGUGGCCAUGGGCUCUCCCGAGGACGUGGCGGAGUACACGGCCAUCUGCCGCAAGCACGCCAAGUGAAGCUUCGGCUUCUGAAAUCCCAACAAUGUAUUUUGUUUGAUUUCAAUGAGAAC
Messenger RNA from Entelurus aequoreus (snake pipefish), 1176 nucleotides. RefSeq names its product fructose-1,6-bisphosphatase 1-like. Gene Ontology annotation, biological process: sucrose biosynthetic process; fructose metabolic process; gluconeogenesis. NCBI's taxonomy places the organism in Eukaryota, Metazoa, Chordata, Actinopteri, Syngnathiformes, Syngnathidae. The coding region runs from base 110 to 1123 and encodes 337 amino acids. The transcript is spliced from 7 exons. Gene Ontology annotation, cellular component: cytoplasm; cytosol. Gene Ontology annotation, molecular function: fructose 1,6-bisphosphate 1-phosphatase activity. The record is from RefSeq and is a predicted model, not a curated record.